This is a messenger RNA of Rhipicephalus microplus (southern cattle tick), 728 nucleotides long. RefSeq lists its product as uncharacterized. The record is from RefSeq and is a predicted model, not a curated record. NCBI's taxonomy places the organism in Eukaryota, Metazoa, Arthropoda, Arachnida, Ixodida, Ixodidae.
CGGUGUCGCUGGACUUCAUGGUUGGAAGCAAUGGAGGACAUGAGGAGGUGCGGUGCGACCUGGUGUGGCAGGGGGCGCGACCCCAGGGUGUAAUUCAGAUGAGCCCCGAGGAUUUCUGCCGUCGGCUGCAGAUCAAGGUCCCCGCACGUCAUGGGGGACCCUCGUACGAAGACUUCCAGCUGGAAUUGGAGGAGGCGGGCCACUGCAUGUCCGCGCACACAAGUAUACCGAACAGCAUCAACCUACACAGGAGAAGGAGCCACCACAGUCCGCCAUCCUUCCCGCCAACGUCCAGCGAAGCUUCGCCGUCUUCGCCAUCGGGGAGCAUUCACGGGGAUCGUGCCAUUCCAAAUGGCAUCUGCGUUGGAAAUUCUCUCGCAACUAGUGCUCUCUUUUCCAACGACAUAAGCGAAACUGUGCUUCGUCGUGUUGCCAGGAUGAUGGCCGAAGAGCUUCACGCGGUGCAGCAUCAGGAGCGAUUGGCCAAAGGCUCGAUUCGUGAUGUGGCUACGCAGACAACAGAACGCGGCGUGCGUUCCGUUCCGUGACGAGACUCUAUACACGAGGAGUAAGAAGACAUAAAGAAACGACGAAGAGAAAUAACGGCGCUCUUAUAGAGUGCCCGACUAGCCUCGACGACCUUGACGUCGUCACAUCGUGCCUUGGGAAAACGGGGGGUGGGGGGUGAAAUGAAUUGUGUGUGGUUGCCACGGUUAGUUGUGCCUUGC